Messenger RNA from Branchiostoma belcheri (Belcher's lancelet), 1849 nucleotides. RefSeq lists its product as uncharacterized. The coding region runs from base 118 to 1053 and encodes 311 amino acids. The record is from RefSeq and is a predicted model, not a curated record. The transcript has 4 exons. Lineage: Eukaryota; Metazoa; Chordata; Leptocardii; Amphioxiformes; Branchiostomatidae.
ACCCAGUGUGUGUGUAGAACGCACGCAGUCUAAAAAGUUGAAACACCUGUGGGUUCUGGUACAUUUCGUUACCAGCGGGUUUAGGAAAAAAACGUUGGACACUUGGACACGACAACAAUGUCUACAAAAGGGUUUAAGCCGAUCCGAGCUUGCGGUGCUCCCGACGUCACGGUGAAGCGUCAGAAAGGCGGCCGGACAGGACUGGCUCUCCUGGCGGGAGCAUGCCUGGGUGCCGUGGUGGUGUGUGCCGUCCUCAUGCCGCUCGUCUACUUCACCCUGGCCGAUCUGCAGGCCAAAGUGGACAAACUCAGCGACGACGGCGUCCAAAAGGCGUUGAAGUUGCGCAGUGAUUCAGCGGUCGUCGCUACCGACUCGCUCGGGGAGACCGCAGAAUUUCAGAGCGCAGAUGGUAAUAGCGACGACCGGCAACGUCGUGACGCGGGCGGAUCUGGACCUGUGCGCCCGCAGCCUCCUCCACGGCCAAGGAGCGGUGCAGUGUACGUGCGCUGGGGAAGGGACAGCUGUUCCUCAGACGUCGAGACUCUGUACUCUGGAAUAAUGGGAGGCGGACAUUACAGCCAUCACGGGGGAGGUGGAAACUACCAAUGCCUCCCUCUGGACGAUGUAGUGUGGAACAAACCACAGGCGGGAUACCAACAUCACAGUUACAUGUACGGGGCGGAGUAUCAGACGGGGCCAGGUUUUUUUUCAGCCGACAACAUGCCAGACGGCAUCACCAAUCCCGCUAACUACGAUGUCCCCUGCUCCGUGUGCCACGUGCCCGGGCGGUUCUCCAACGUCAUGAUCCCCGCCCGCAUGUCCUGUCCGCAGGGUUGGAGCAAAGAGUACAGCGGCUACCUGAUGUCGUCUUACUACAGCCACAACAGCAACAAGGACUUUAUCUGCGUCGACGAAGCUCCCAACCUUGUGCCGGGUUCGGCUGCAGAUCAAAACGGAGCUCUGCUGUACCUAGUAGAGGCGCAGUGUGGCUCUCUUCCCAACGGGCCUUACGUCAAUGGUUACGAGCUGACCUGUGUGGUCUGCACCAAAUGAAUCUGAGAGUUUAGACAGCGCUUCGCGAGUGCGAGUAGUGAAGGGUUACCGUAGUUAAUAUGAAUAUCGUGUUAUCGGCUCUGUUUGUGUGCAUGUCAGUGUACGUAUUUCAACGGUUAAUGGCAUAUCUCAAUAAGUUGUCGCAAGUCAGACAUUAUAUGUAUAUGUAUAAUGUCCUUGGUUGUGGAUAUACAUCUUCAUGACAUUUUGUACGUAAGUACUCGUAGAUGCACGUCUAUCCAGGAUCACAUAAAUGAUCUACUGUUCAGGAUACAAUACAAUUCAAUACUAUAAUUUGAUAUGCUAUAUAUUCAUGACGUUUUCCUUUUAUGAUGUCUAGUACUUUUUUUAAAACUUAGGCGAAGAUAAAGUGAGAAAUUAAAAAUUAAUGCAACGCGUGAAAGGCUAGGCAGAUGAUAUAUGGCAUAGGCAGAUGAUAUAAUCAACAAUAGGCCAUAUUUGUUUGAGAUUUGAUUUAAAACAUAACAUAAAUGGAUAUCAAUUGUGCAUACGAGGACAAUGUUUACUUACGACUGGUGGACUAUAACAUAACAGGAGUAAUCAAGUUCUAUAUUCAUGAUCACAAGGGCCAUAAGUUGACAAAGCUAUAAGAUCGUGGAGCUCUAUAUUUCUAUAAACACUUUGAUAUCCAGUCUAUUCUGUAAUCAUAUCAUUAUCUUAUUGUGCAAGAAAACUAUAGAAAAAAUCAUAGUGGACUUAAGCUUGUUUAACUAAGCAAGUAGGGGCCUAUAUUGUACCUUUGCAGUGUGUAAUAAAACCUUCAUAGUAAACAGGG